CCUUCCCUGAUACUAACAUCUAUAGGUACUCAAAUUGUGAAUCCACGAGUGUACUGGAGAGGUCAUCAACAUGAAUAUCCCAUCCUGGCAAACGUUGCCCGAGAUGUUCUUACAACACCAGCCAGUGGUUCUGGUGUUGAGCGGUUAUCCAAUUCUGUUUGGGAUAUCUGCCACUACCGCCGGGGCUUGCUAAAACCGAAAACAAUCAAGGAGCUGAUGUUUAUGUGUACAACAAAGUUUGAUAUGGAAUCCAAGCAGCUUUCCCUGAUGGAAGAGUACUUCACUACCCAAGAAACACAAGCAGCAGAGGAAAAGGAUGCUUGGAAAAAACAAGAUGAGUUUAACCCAAUUAGUGAUGAUGAGGAUGAACUAUCUUCUGCUGGGGCCAUAUCUCAAAUUCCUCUACCUGAUAAUAGCUAUCUGCAAGGCAAGAGUAGUACUCAGAGGCGCUCAUCAGGGCGGCUUCCAAAGCGCUCAAGACGUGAUGAUGAUUUUGUGUAUGGAUAG
Aspergillus glaucus CBS 516.65 is the source of this 507-nucleotide messenger RNA. RefSeq lists its product as uncharacterized. The transcript has 2 exons. The record is from RefSeq and is a predicted model, not a curated record. The annotation marks the transcript as partial. Gene Ontology annotation, molecular function: protein dimerization activity. Lineage: Eukaryota; Fungi; Ascomycota; Eurotiomycetes; Eurotiales; Aspergillaceae.